GCGAAUUAUGCCAAGUCUGCUGUUGUGACCGAACUGAGGGCAGAGAACAGCUACAAGGAUGCACAACAAGGCUUCACAUAGCACCAACAAGGAGCACCAGCUGUAGUCUGAUGCUGCCGGAAGGGCUGCUGGGGUCUGGCGGUCCUCAUACAGCUCCGGUUAUCGAAUCAGUCCAGAUAUACUGAACGAUGCCUCUAUCCAUACGUCUACGGGCUGCGGCUGGAGAUCGCGAGACGUGCUUGUUUGGCUAGCGAGAGCUUGUACUGCGGGUGAAGAUCGAGGAAGGUACAGCUACUGCAUCGUUUGAGGCAUUGUACGCCCGUAAAAAUGGUCGCCUUGUUCGUCCUUUCCGUCACACGGCGCCGAACAGAUCACUUCAAAGCAAGUAGAAUAUUUGUGCUCUCAAUGCUCCUGGGCAUCCACCGCGCUUUGAUGCACGCGCUGAGCAGGCCCGCCGCCAUUGCAAAGCCGAAGUGGAGCGUCUUCCCAAUCCAGAACGCUUUCCUCUUUCGCGACUCAGCAAGCGCUUUUGCCAAGGCUUUUUACGAUGGCCGUUAUCAUCUCAUCGCGUUCGCGCGGAAACGUCAAAGGUUGAAAGUUCCAGCUGCCGCUAGAUAACAAUGGCCAAUUAAUUACGAAGUCGGACUUUCUGAUGCUUUGCAGAGCCACGCAAAUGCGUACGCCAGAAUCGGGCGCUUGCGGACGAUAUAGACGGAAG
Messenger RNA from Phanerochaete carnosa HHB-10118-sp, 718 nucleotides. RefSeq lists its product as uncharacterized. The coding region runs from base 328 to 618 and encodes 96 amino acids. The record is from RefSeq and is a predicted model, not a curated record. The transcript is spliced from 3 exons. NCBI's taxonomy places the organism in Eukaryota, Fungi, Basidiomycota, Agaricomycetes, Polyporales, Phanerochaetaceae.